AUUUCUUGGUGAAACUCCAUAUUCAUUCAAAUGCCUGCCUCCUCUUGGUUCACAAGACAGGCUUAUACAUAGGAUAAGCAAAAACAUUUAUAUAUUUAUAAGUAGUCCUUCUUGGUGACGUUCAGCAAGUACCAGUCGGCUCGGCCGGCCGAGUUCUUAUGCUAUUGUUGUUGACCGAUAUCUUGUGAAGAGGUCGGAGCAGAAUGUAUGUACGUGGGUUGGGCGCUGCUGCUGUCCUCCUAUCCAUGUCCAAGACGCCUGCUCAUCAUUUCUCUUUGUAUCCCCCACAUCCCUCCUUGAUGACUACAACAUGUCAUGAAAAGAUAUCAAACAUGACGAUGUGCCCGAUGGAUGACUGUCAAUCGAUGGGUGUCCUUGUUUGGCUUACAAAGAAAUUUGGAAUUGUGGUGAAUUAUAGCUUUAUUUUGGUUUGCGGUGAUGAUCAGAUCAUCGUCUUGUUUACUGAAAUGAUGUCAAGUAUUUCAAGUAUUAAAUUCAUCUCUACGUCGUUGUUCUAG
Molecule: messenger RNA, 518 nt
Organism: Amoebophrya sp. A25
Lineage: Eukaryota; Dinophyceae; Syndiniales; Amoebophryaceae
Source: the annotation of a GenBank genome assembly